GGAUAAUGCCAUACCCGGAACUUUACCACCCCAGCUUCGUUAAACCGGAAGAAGUUGAUGGUGGCCGGCGAGGUCCAAACCUCCUUUGUAUUCCCUCUGUUUCGCUUUCUCCGCCUCCUCCGCGGAAGCAGAGCGGCAAACUCAAACUUAACAGGACCCGGAAGUCUUUGAAGCUAAUAUCUCGGGCCGGGCCUGUUGUGUUUUAUUUUUUCGCACACCGGCCAGGGCAGCGGUUCAGCAUGAGCCAGAUUUUGUUCCAGCAACUCGUCCCGUUGCAGGUGAAAUGCAGAGACUGCGAGGAGAGGAGAGUGAGUAUUAGACUGAGCAUUGAACUACAAUCAGUUUCUAACCCCGUUCACAGAAAGGAUUUAGUUAUCCGUCUGACUGAUGACGCGGAUCCAUUUUUUCUGUAUAACCUUGUUAUUUCAGAGGAAGAUUUUCAGAGUUUAAAAUUCCAGCAAGGUCUUCUGGUAGACUUCUUAGCUUUCCCACAAAAAUUCAUAGAUCUCCUCCAGCAGUGUACUCAAGAAUAUGCGAAAGAAAUUCCAAGGUUUUUGCUGCAGUUAGUUUCUACAGAAGCUAUUUUGGAUAACUCACCUGCUCUUUUAAAUGUGGUAGAGACAAAUCCUUUUAAGCAUCUGACACACCUCUCACUAAAACUUUUACCUGGAAAUGAUGUGGAAAUAAAGAAGUUUCUAGCAGACUGUUUGAAAUGUAGUAAGGAAGAAAAAUUAUCAUUAACACAAUCACUGGAUGAUGUUACGAGGCAACUGAAUUUCACCCAAAAGACAUUAUCAGAAAAGAUCCAAGAAUUAGAUAAGUUACGGAAUGAAUGGGCGUCGCACACAGCAACAUUGUCAAAUAAGCAUUCUCAGGAACUAACGAAUGAGAAGGAAAAAGCUUUGCAGGCCCAGGUUCAAUACCAACAGCAACAUGAACAACAGAAAAAAGAUUUAGAAAUCCUUCAUCAACGGAACAUCCAGCAGCUACAGAACAGAUUGUCUGAGUUAGAAACGGCUAAUAAAGACCUCACUGAAAGGAAAUAUAAAGGAGACUCCACCAUCAGAGAACUUAAAGCAAAGCUGUCUGGUGUUGAAGAGGUAUCAAAUCUUGGAGUUGGUUCCCCUCCCCGCCCCAGUUUAAAAGCAAGGUCUAAUUUGGAGCUCCAGCGGGCUAAGCAAGAAGUCCUCUCUUUGAGAAGAGAAAAUUCUACACUUGAUGCUGAAUGCCAUGAAAAAGAAAAGCAUAUUAAUCAGCUGCAAACAAAAGUGGCUGUUUUAGAACAGGAAAUCAAGGAUAAGGACCAGCUUGUUUUAAGAACAAAAGAAGCGUUUGAUACAAUCCAGGAACAAAAGGUGGCUCUGGAAGAAAAUGGUGAGAAAAAUCAGGUACAACUAGGAAAACUUGAAGCUACAAUAAAAUCAUUAUCAGCUGAACUUCUUAAGGCAAAUGAAAUUAUCAAAAAACUGCAAGGGGAUCUGAAGACUUUAAUGGGUAAGUUGAAAUUGAAGAAUACAGUAACUAUUCAGCAAGAGAAACUCUUGGCUGAAAAGGAAGAAAAAUUACAAAAGGAACAAAAAGAAUUACAAGAUGUUGGACAAUCUCUCCGAAUUAAAGAACAAGAGGUAUGCAAAUUACAAGAACAAUUAGAAGCUACAGUUCAAAAACUUGAAGAAAGCAAACAACUUCUAAAAAAUAAUGAAAAGUUAAUCACAUGGUUAAAUAAAGAAUUAAAUGAAAAUCAGCUAGUGAGAAAGCAAGAUGUAUUGGGACCUUCUACCACUCCACCUGUACAUACCAGUAGCAAUACCAUCAGAAGUGGGAUUUCUCCUACCUCUAAUGUGGUUGAGGGUAGACUGACUUACCCAGCUUGUGGGAUUGGUUAUCCUGUCUCCUCUGCGUUUGCAUUCCAGAAUACCUUUUCUCAUCCUAUAUCUGCCAAAAAUACCAUCCACCCAGUUUCAGGACCAAAGGUUCAGUUUAACUUGCAGUUUACAAAACCAAAUCCAUCACUAGGAGAUGUUCAGUCAGGAACAACUAUUAGUAUGCCCUGCUCAACUGAUAAGGAAAAUGGUGAAAAUUUAGGACUGGAAUCCAAAUAUCUGAAGAAAAGGGAAGAUAGCAUUCCUUUGCGUGGACUCAGCCAAAAUCUAUUUAAUAAUCCAGACCAUCAGAAAGAUGGCACUUUAGGAGCAUUACAGACAUCUUCAAAACCCACAGUGCUCCCUUCUGCAUCUUCAGCUUACUUUCCCGGGCAGCUACAGAACAGUUAAUCCUAGUGUCGUUUUUUUUUUUUUUGAAAUUUUAGAAAUUGACAUGGCUUAAAAAUAUGGUAACAGCAUAUAGCUCAAAUUCUGAACACGCAGGUUUCAGGGUUUACUUGAGUUACUGCUGUAUUAGAUUGGAUCCUUUACUGCCAUCAUUUAUGCAGUUUAGAGGAGCAAAUCUGUACUUGGAAAUUGGUGAAGAUUCUGAACAAAUGACACUUUUUAGUUUGGAAUGUAGUGUUUUAUAGAGUAAUAUGAAUUUUAUUAAACUAAUCCUUAGAAAUUCUCAGAAGUUCUAAGGAAAGAAUUGAUCCUUGUAAGAGAGAGCCUGAUCAUUCAGUAUCUUAGUUCAUUAAAACCUGCUCAGAUAUAUUAAUAUUUUAAUGAAGCCAAAGAAUGCUAUCAGUUCACUUUAUCAUUUUCAUCAGUACAAUAAAAUUUUAAAUUUGCCACCUGAGAAUUAUGAGGGAAAAUGAUUAUCUCUUGAGAUAUUAUUAUUGAUGAUAUUUAAAGGGAAAAAUCCUGAAAUUACCUUAAAUGAAUGAAAUUCUUCAUAGCAAGUAAAUAUUUUCCUUGAACCCUUUAAAUUAUCUUUUGAGUAAGUCUGUAAUUUUAAUAAAUUAUACAAACAAUUUUGGACAGUCUAAUUACAUGACCAGAUUAGGUACAAAGUGCUUUAGUCAUUUGAGCCAGUUAAUAGGAUUUUAAUGCUUCCUGGAAGCCUGUAGUCAUCCAGUUGUUCUCUUUCAUUUGAAGUUUUGUUAUUCACUUAAAUCUGUAUUAGUGGAAUAUUGUUUUAAAAAUUAGUACUUAUACAAAAUAUUUACAAGAGCAUAAUGAAUAUUAAUUUUUAUAAUAUCAAAAUAGGUUCAUUUUCAUGUUGGCUUAGUAAAGUAGGCAGGGUGAAUAAUUUUAGAAGUGACAGCUUUCUUUUCUUCCCUAUAAUUAAAAGUUUCAAGUAAGAAUUUGUUCCUUGGAAAAAAUGAGGUGAUUUAAAAAAAACUUAUCACAAUCACAGGGCUCCAUUUUGUUUUCUUAACAGCCAUCCAGUAGAGUAGCAUUCUCUUAAGAAACCUCUAAAGCAUUUUUUGUUUAUAGAUUGUUAAUACUCUUGUGAUACUUUUUCAAAAUAUUUUCAAGAAUGUUAUUACACAGAUGAGGAAAAGAGACAUUUCAGGAUAUUGACAACCCACCAAUGUUAUUAGCCUCCAUAGUAAAAUAGAGAAUCUUUGCUAAUUCUUUGGUGAAGCCACAAUAUUGAGUCUUUUCACACUUUGAAACUGCUGGGAAUUGCAAACUGUCUUAAAAUAGGGAUCUAUUGUAAAAAAAAAAGCUUAGUAACCAUUAUUAGUUUUUAUACAGUUUUUUGGUGUGUGUCAUUUAGAUAUACUAUAUUAGUAAGAAUACUCAGUUACAGUAACUUGAAAACACUAAUCAUCUGGAAAGCAACUUCUCGGCAAUAUUGGACUCUUCCUUGUAAAUACUGUGUAAUAUAAAAUGUUGUGACAAGGGUUUGGAUAGGAUAUAUGACAUAAGGAUACAACAGCUAGGAUAGAGAUCAUUUUGAUGUCAACUUCCUAAAGACUUUUUGGUAUUAAAUACAGACUUCUGAGUGCUAAUUAUUUUCUCUACCUCUUAAACUUUUAUUUGAAAUUGUUCUGCUGUGUACAAUUGUACAUGUGUUAAUAAUCAAAAUAUUGCAUUUAAUGUAUUUCUGUAAACUGAGCUUUGUUUUAAUAAAGUAUUAAUAUUUUGGGAA
This is a messenger RNA of Bubalus bubalis (water buffalo), 4026 nucleotides long. RefSeq names its product SAS-6 centriolar assembly protein (gene SASS6). NCBI's taxonomy places the organism in Eukaryota, Metazoa, Chordata, Mammalia, Artiodactyla, Bovidae. Gene Ontology annotation, biological process: centriole replication. The coding region runs from base 6 to 2273 and encodes 755 amino acids. Gene Ontology annotation, cellular component: centriole; centrosome. The record is from RefSeq and is a predicted model, not a curated record. The transcript has 17 exons.